Molecule: messenger RNA, 940 nt
Organism: Branchiostoma floridae (Florida lancelet)
Lineage: Eukaryota; Metazoa; Chordata; Leptocardii; Amphioxiformes; Branchiostomatidae
Exons: 8
Coding region: 103-855 (250 amino acids)
Molecular function (GO): calcium ion binding
Source: RefSeq, a predicted model, not a curated record
CUGGUAUAUAAGGACCGAGUGUACCUCCGGAUCUGUCUCUGACUUCAUACGUCUUGUGUAGUGUCUCUAAGAGAAGAGAACCUUCGCCUCUUGGCAUCAACCAUGGCUCCAUUCCUUCUGUUGUUCGUUGCCCUGGCAACAGCGUCUCCGAUGAAGAGGCAGACCGGCGGCCUUGACGCUGACGGGGACGGACUGAUCACCUAUGCUGAAGUUUCCAUCUGCAUGUCUCUACACGAGGUACUUGUCGCCCUGGACAGAGAUGGUGACGGCUUCAUCUACCUGCCGCAGAUCAUCGAGCUGUGGGGAACCGGAGACAAGUUUUACGAACUCAACACCGACGGCGACGAUCACCUCACCUUCAGGGAGAUUGAGAACGGGAUGACUCUGCAAGACUUUUACGAGCAGUUCGACUUCAAUGGUGACGGGAGUCUGGACGUUGCAGAGGCUUACCAGAUGAACUACAUCUACGACACCAUCUACAGCCCGGCCGCCGACAACCCCCUGGACUCUAACGGCGAUGGCAAGAUCUCCAGGCUGGAAAUCGCGAGCCACAUGAACUAUGACGAGGUGUUGACGGCCUUGGAUGUGGACGGUAACCAGGAACUGACGGCUGAAGAGCUGAAUGUGCUGAUGGGUGCCGCGACUGACCAGUUCAUGGACGAUCAGGACAACAACGAUGACGGGAUGGUCGACUUCCAGGAGGCACAUAGCCACCGUAUGAACCUGGGAAGGAUCUUCCACAGGCUUGACUUCGACAAUAGUAACUACCUAGAGAACGGAGAGGAGAGCGGAUUCUACGUUGUGUGGGACGCCAUCCUUCUGGCGGGCGGCGGCACCAACCCUAACGAAAACUAAGCAAGACCCUAUGGCUUUCGGACCGCAGAGUCACCAGGAGCGGCAGCAAAACAAACAUGUGGGAAUAAAAAGUUUACCAUAAUGU